AUGUCAAACGAAAACACUACAGAUUCGUUGCUUCAAGUUGGCAGUAAUCAAUUUACAUCAAAAAUGUUUACUGAAGUUGCGAAAGCAAAUCCCCAGAAGAACUUCAUUCUGUCUGCGAUAUCUGUUAUGCCACCUCUUGCUGAAUUAGCUUUAGCGUCGGUUGGUGCAUCACACGAUGAACUUCUAGCAGCAAUCGGAAUGCCUAGUGAUGACACUGCAAAGGCAGUUUUCUCAUAUGCAAACAAGGAAUUAAAUGUCACUAAAGGAAUCACACUAAAAACCGCCAGUAAAAUUUAUGUUCGAAAAAAUUACACACUAAAUGAUGACUUUGUUGCUGUUGCAAAGGACGUUUUUGAUUCAGAAGUUACAAAUAUAGACUUCAAUGACAAAGAAAAAACAGCUGCUGAAAUUAAUAAUUGGGUUUCAAAUAAGACAAAUAAUCGAAUCAAGGAUAUAGUCAAUCCCCAGUCCAUCGAUGGAGAUACCAAAGCUAUAUUAGUCAACGCCAUUUACUUCAAGGGCAUAUGGGUUUACAAAUUCGAUGAGCAGUCGACAAAGGACAAAGAUUUCCAUGUGAGCAACAAUCAUGUAAUCCAAAUACCUAUGAUGUUCGUAAGAGCCCAUUUCGACUACACAGAAAGUAUAGAGCUUAAAUCUCAAAUAAUUGAAAUUCCAUACACCGGAAAUCAAGCUUCACUCGUUGUUGUACUUCCAUAUGACAUUGGAGGUAUUGUGGAGUUACUAGAGAAGUUAAAAGAUCCGAAUGUUAUAGAUAAUGCUUUAAAAGAUAAGUAUAAGACAGAAGUAGAACUGACAUUACCAAAGUUUAAAAUCGAAACAACUACUGAUCUAACAGACAUUCUUAAAAAGAUUGGCGUCACAAAAUUAUUCGACGCAACUGAAUCUAGAUUAAAUAACAUGUUAAAAAACACUGAAGAUUUAUACAUAGAUUCGGCUACUCAGAAAGCAUUUAUAGAAGUUAAUGAAGAAGGCACUGAAGCUGCUGCUGCAAACAGCUUGUCUAUCAUGUUCAUGAUUCCUCCUAGUAUCCAGUUCCCGCCAAUUCAAUUCAAUGCUAAUAAACCGUUUUACUACGCUAUUAGAAUGAAUUCAUUGACAUUGUUCAACGGAGUGAUGUAUGGUCAUUAA
Messenger RNA from Bicyclus anynana (squinting bush brown), 1149 nucleotides. RefSeq names its product antichymotrypsin-2-like. Gene Ontology annotation, molecular function: serine-type endopeptidase inhibitor activity. The record is from RefSeq and is a predicted model, not a curated record. NCBI's taxonomy places the organism in Eukaryota, Metazoa, Arthropoda, Insecta, Lepidoptera, Nymphalidae. The transcript has 8 exons. Bases 1 to 1149 code for a protein of 382 amino acids.